Chelonoidis abingdonii (Abingdon island giant tortoise) is the source of this 1323-nucleotide messenger RNA. The record is from RefSeq and is a predicted model, not a curated record. NCBI's taxonomy places the organism in Eukaryota, Metazoa, Chordata, Testudines, Testudinidae.
GACAGUUUCCUGCAGCAGGAGAUCCUGUCCAAAAUGUCCAUGUGCCAGUUUGCCCUCCCUCUGCUGCUACCCGCCCUCGACACCCCCAAGUGCACGCUAAUGCUGUGGGCCAUGAGGGACAUUGUGAGGAAAUGGAGGCCGCACUCCCUGGCAGACAGCAGAGGGUUCAGAGAGGAGAGCCUGGUGCUCACGUCACUGCCAACUAUUUCCUUUGUGCGGCUGGGGAGCUGCAGCUUCUCCAAGUCCAGACUCCUCAAUGAGGUUCUCAGUCCCUCCCAGCAGCACCACAAUUUCUUUAUCCAUCAGGACAUGGAGUCUGGGAACAUCCCUCGGGAAAUCGCAGAUGGGCUGGUUGAGAUUUCCUGGUAUUUCUCUGGGGAGAAGGAGAGUUCAGAUCUUUUCCUAAAGCCCGUUGCAGUUACAAACCUGCGUGGAGACAUUGAGUCUCACUGGCUACAAUUUAGCUUUUUAACAGCGGUCUCCUCAGCAGUGUUCAUAGUUACUGAGGGCAUCAGUGAGAGAGAAUACGCACUGUUAUCAUCUCUGCAGGGAUCAGCCACUAAAUAUUACUUCAUCUUUAAUAAUCAGGCUGUGAUGUCCAAGGAAACACUGUUAUUCCUGAAAAAGUUGGCCCUGGUGCUGAAACUGAACAACUCCCAUGUGCUGCAGAAAGGACGUGCCACAAAUCAGGCAGCAUAUGUAAAAGCUGUACAGUCUGCAAUAGCAGCCGUAAUGAGAUCUUCUCCCAAGAGAGUGAGUAUAGAAGCCAUGGCUGAGACAGCGCGUCAGUUAGGCAUCCAGGUAGAUGAGGAUAAGAAGAAAUGCCAGAGUGCCAGUGAAUAUGCAAAGGAAAUCACUGUACACAUAAAAGAUGUGGCAAAGUACAAGAGGGAAAAGCUGAGACUCCAGGGGGAGACAUGGAAAAACUUGGCUGAAGUGGAAAAAGAGCUGUGCCAAAUGAGAAAGCAAGGAAACAUCCCUGUGGAGAAAUACAAGUCUCAACUGAAAGAGAAAUUAAUAGAGUUACGUGUUCAGCAGAAUAAGCAUGACCUGACUGAUGGUUUGACUACAUUUAUUACUGGACUAGGCCUACUGCCUCCCGAGGAGAAACAUUACUUCCUGAAAUGGAUGAAGUUUGACCUGGAUCACAUUGCUCGGGAGAAUCUUUCUAAACUACGGGAUCAAUAUAAAGAGAAAUGCAAAAACUCAAAAGAUGACCCCAAAAUGUUUGCAGAGUUAGACAAAUUAAUCUCUGCCAGUUCCUUAGGAGUAGAGCAUUUCAUGCGUGAGUUGGGGCAGUUCUACGAGGCUGAACACACAAUG